Messenger RNA from Sapajus apella (tufted capuchin), 1201 nucleotides. RefSeq names its product olfactory receptor 13C7. The transcript has a single exon. Gene Ontology annotation, biological process: G protein-coupled receptor signaling pathway. The coding region runs from base 242 to 1201 and encodes 319 amino acids. Gene Ontology annotation, molecular function: olfactory receptor activity; G protein-coupled receptor activity. Lineage: Eukaryota; Metazoa; Chordata; Mammalia; Primates; Cebidae. Gene Ontology annotation, cellular component: membrane. The record is from RefSeq and is a predicted model, not a curated record.
GAGUUACACUAUCAGAGUCAUUUUAAACCUUGUGUAUUUGGUGUCCUGUGGCCCCAAAAUAAUUUUUUAUUUUGUUGUCUCUUUUUCUUGGAAAUAAAUAAAUAUCGUAGACUUUCAAAACUGUCUUUUAAUCUCUUAGCCAGACUGAAACUCUAGACCAGAUGCACUGCUCCUAUGCAAGGCAAAGAAUGUUGAGUUUGGACCUCUAAGUAUUUCCUUCAGUUGACAGAGGAGAUACACCAUGGUAAAUGCCAACUGGACAGCCUCUGUGACAGAGUUUGUUCUCCUGGGCCUCUCUGCUCACCCAAAGCUGGAAAAAAUGUUCUUCAUGCUCAUCCUGCUGAUGUACCUGGUGAUCCUGCUGGGCAAUGGGGUCCUUAUCCUGGUGACUGUGUCCGAUUCUCACCUGCACACACCCAUGUACUUCUUCCUGGGGAACCUCUCCUUCCUGGACAUCUGCUAUACAACCUCCUCAGUCCCCCUUAUCCUUGACAGCUUCCUGACCCCCAGAAAAACCAUUCUUUUCUCAGCCUGCGUAGUGCAGAUGUUCCUCUCCUUUGCCAUGGGAGCCACAGAGUGUGUGCUCCUGAGCAUGAUGGCAUUUGAUCGCUAUGUGGCCAUCUGCAACCCCCUUAGGUACCCUGUGAUCAUGAACAAGGCUGCCUAUGUGCCCAUGGCUGCCAGCUCCUGGGUAGCUGGAAGCACUGCCUCCAUGGUGCAGACAUCCCUUGCAAUGAGGCUGCCCUUCUGUGGAGACAACAUCAUCAACCAUUUCACCUGUGAGAUUCUGGCUGUCCUGAAGUUGGCCUGUGCUGAUAUCUCUGUCAAUGUGAUCAGUAUGGGAGUGACCAAUGUGAUCUUCCUGGGGGUCCCAGUUCUGUUCAUCUCUUUCUCCUAUGUCUUCAUCCUUGCCACCAUCCUGAGGAUCCCCUCAGUGGAGGGGAGGAGAAAGGCCUUCUCCACCUGCUCUGCCCACCUCACAGUCGUGGUCGUCUUCUAUGGGACCAUCCUCUUCAUGUAUGGGAAGCCCAAGUCUAAGGACCCGCUGGGGGCAGACAAGCAGGACCUUGCAGACAAACUCAUCUCCCUCUUCUAUGGGGUGGUGACCCCCAUGCUCAACCCCAUCAUCUACAGCCUGAGGAACAAGGACGUGAAGGCUGCUGUGAGGAACCUGGUAUUUCAGAAAUGCUUUGCCCAGUGA